Tetrapisispora phaffii CBS 4417 is the source of this 3957-nucleotide messenger RNA. RefSeq names its product DNA-directed DNA polymerase gamma MIP1 (gene MIP1). Gene Ontology annotation, molecular function: DNA binding; 3'-5' exonuclease activity; DNA-directed DNA polymerase activity. Lineage: Eukaryota; Fungi; Ascomycota; Saccharomycetes; Saccharomycetales; Saccharomycetaceae. Gene Ontology annotation, biological process: mitochondrial DNA replication. Gene Ontology annotation, cellular component: gamma DNA polymerase complex; mitochondrion. The coding region runs from base 1 to 3957 and encodes 1318 amino acids. The transcript has a single exon. The record is from RefSeq and is a predicted model, not a curated record.
AUGUUGUUUAACAAUGCUAAGUCUAUGAAUGUGCGACUGACAAAAUCAAUAAAAACAUUAAUAGAAAGUUAUAACACUCUGGCACACAACACAGAUAUAAAUCAUUCAAUUAAGUAUAAGUAUGUUAGACUUUCUCAUAGCAACAAAGUUAACCUUGUAAGAAAAUAUUCUACUAUUAUCAAUAAUGAACAAACGUCUAAAUUAGAUAACUAUGAAAAUUUUAAUGAGAAACCAAGGAUAAAUCCAGUAGGCAUUCAAUAUUUGAGCAACUCGUUACAUAAUCAAGUAUUCGGUUCAAAUAAAAUUAGUAAAAAGGAAUCAAAGAUGUCAGCUAAAGAAAAAGAACAAUUGAUUGAUUUAUCAAAAUUAUUAUUGAAGAAUCACGGUUUAUUAAAUAAAAAAACAAAGAUAGAAGAACCUAUAUCAUUUGAAUUACCUAAAUUACAAGGCAAUUCACUGGAUGAACAUUUUCAAAAAAUCGGUGGGUUUGUAUCCGAUCCAUUUAAACAAAAAUGUGAAUCUAAAUUUAAAAAACUUUUACCAAAACCAGAUAUAUGGUUGUUUAAAUCAGGAUGGUAUAGGUAUGAACUUGGUAAUUCAAUUCCGAAGAAAGUUGCAUAUCCAUUGGAAGAUACGUUAGUAUUUGAUGUAGAAACGUUAUAUAAUAUUUCAGAUUAUGCAACUUUAGCAACGGCUGUAUCCAAUAAAGCGUGGUACUGUUGGGUGUCACCUUUUUUAACUGGUGAAUCAAGAACUUACAAACAUUUGAUACCAUUAAACACAUUAGAGCAAGAAAAACUAAUUAUUGGUCAUAACGUUGCAUAUGAUAGAGCAAGAGUGUUGGAAGAAUAUAAUUUUAAACCUUCUAAAUCAUUUUUCUUUGAUACCCAGUCAUUACAUGUUGCAUCAUCUGGUCUUUGUUCAAGACAAAGACCAGCAUUCAUUAAAAAUAAAAAAAGGAAGCAAAAAUCAGAGGAAGAAAAUAUAGAAGUGCCAGAAAACGAUGCACUGGUCGCCGAAGAUCCAUGGUUAGAUGUUGCUUCGAUGAACUCGCUGAGUGAUGUAGCAUUGCUACAUUGUAAUAUUAAAAUGGAUAAGAAUCCCAGGGAUUUCUUCGCAUCAAAAGACAAGCAAGAAAUUGUUGAUAAUUUUCAACAUUUAGUAAAUUAUUGUGCAACAGAUGUAGAAGUUACUUCUAAAGUGUUUGAUAAAGUUUUCCCACUGUAUAUGGAAAAAUGUCCUCAUCCGAUAUCAUUCGGUGCGUUGGUUUCGUUAAGUAGUUGUAUUUUACCAACAAAAUACGAUGAAUGGAAGAAUUAUAUUAAUAAUUCUGAGGGUAUUUAUCAAGAGUCAAAAAACUUAAUUGAGAAGAAAAUUAAGGAAAUCAUGGAUGAAGUUGUUAAUUCCAAAGAUGAUCCUAACUUUCAAAGCAUUAUCAACAAUGAUCCUUGGUUGAGGCAACUGGAUUGGACUAUUAAACCAGUUCGGAUGUCCAAGAAAACUAAUCAACCAUCAAUAAAAAAAUUACCAGGAUAUCCAGAAUGGUAUAGAGCUCUGUUUCCAACCCAAGAAAGCAAAGAUCCAAAAGUCACAAUUAGAACAAGAAUUGUACCGUUAUUAUUUAAAUUAUCUUGGGAAGGUCAACCUGUCGUUUGGACUAAGAUGAGUGGAUGGUGUUUCCCAGUUGAAAAACAAGAUGUCGAAAAUAUGAAAAAGAAAAAUUACCUUUUAGCUGAUGACAUUGCUAUACAAGCAUAUAAUGAAGAGCUGAUUGAAUUGGAUCCAAAAGCCAAAGGAGAUACGGUAUUAUUUAAAGUUCCACAUCCAAAUGGGCCAGAAUUUAAUUGUACUUCAUUGUUAAGUAAGCCUUAUAUUCAUUAUUUUGAGAAAAAUAUUAUGACGUCACGAUCUCAACAUGCUCAUGAAGCAUUAAAAAUUAAUUCGUCAGCUUCAUAUUGGAUUUCCGCUAGAGAAAGAAUAAUGUCUCAGUUUGUUGUUAAAAAAGAAGAUUUUUCAGAUCAAUUUCAAACAUUACCAUCAAAUAAGACACAAAAUAGUCUGGGUGAUAAUACGUCAAUAAUCUUACCACCAAUAAUUCCAAUGGGUACUGUUACAAGGAGAGCAGUUGAAAAAACUUGGUUAACGGCUUCAAAUGCUAAAAAAAAUAGAAUAGGUUCUGAAUUGAAGGCAAAGAUUGUAGCCCCUGAUGGAUAUUGUUUUGUAGGAGCCGAUGUUGAUAGCGAAGAAUUAUGGAUUGCUUCCCUUGUUGGUGAUUCCGUGUUCAAUGUUCAUGGUGGAACUGCUAUAGGUUGGAUGUGUUUAGAAGGCACGAAGAACGAAGGUACUGACUUACAUACUAAGACUGCUGAUUUAUUAGGUUGUUCUCGUAACGAAGCUAAGAUCUUUAAUUAUGGUAGAAUUUAUGGUGCAGGUGUUAAAUUUGCAUCUCUUCUACUUAAAAAUUUCAAUCCGACCUUAUCAGAACAAGAAGCUAAGGAAGCUGCAUCGAAUCUUUACGCAAAUACCAAAGGUCAAUCCAAAACGUCUAAAAUAUUUAAAAGAUUUUGGUUCGGUGGAUCUGAAUCUAUAUUGUUUAAUAAACUAGAAAACAUUGCUAACCAAGAAGUUCCUCGAACACCUGUUCUAGGUUGUGGGAUAACAAGUUCUUUAAUGAAACAAAAUUUAAAUAUAAAUAAAUAUUUACCGUCAAGAAUUAACUGGGCUAUUCAAUCUUCUGGUGUUGAUUAUUUGCAUUUACUAUGCUGUUCGAUGAGCUAUUUAAUUAAGAAAUAUGGUAUUAAUGCUCGAUUAUGUAUUUCGAUUCAUGAUGAAAUAAGAUUUUUAGUUUCAGAAGAAGAUAAAUAUAAGGCUGCUAUGGCAUUACAAGUUAGUAAUAUUUGGACGCGAGCUAUGUUUUGCGAACAAAUAGGUAUUGAUGAUUUACCUCAAAAUUGCGCAUUUUUUUCUGCUGUUGACAUUGAUAAAGUGUUGAGAAAAGAAGUUGAUAUGGACUGCAUAACUCCAUCAAAUAAUAUUCCGAUUCCUCACGGAGAAAGUUUAACGAUCACUGAUUUAUUAAAGAUUCCCUCAAGUAUGUUACGAGAUCCUGAUCCUGAUAUUAGAGUCGAAAAGUUCUCUUAUAAAUAUAGAGAUAGUGUAUUUUCCAACUAUAACCGAGCCUACUCAAAAGAAUUCUCGAAGUUUUAUUUGAAAAUGCAAAUUUUGGAUUCGAAAUGGAAAGUAACUCAAGUCGAAAAUGAAUACAUAGAGUAUGAAAGAACAAAAUCUUUAAGUGAAAAUCAAAAUAAACCGGAAUAUGGUUUAUUGGAUUUUAUGCAUGAUAUCAAAACGGGUAAAAGAAAGAAAGCAAGUAUUAUGGAAAAUCAAGCAUUAAUUCAGCCUAACCUGAAUGAUAACGAUAAUAAAAGAGAUAAUUAUAAUCUAUCGAAUGAUUAUUUGAAUGCUUCUAAUUACUCUAUUUUACAUGAAGAAAUUCUAAAACCAACGUCUAUUCUCGCACAAAAUGACCAACAAGCUGUAACGAAAAAUAUUACCAACGAAGGUAAAGUCAUAGCAGAUAACGAAAUUAGCUUAAACAAAAAAUCUAUCACUAAAUCCCUAGGAUCACAAAAAUCUAAGAAGCAAAAAUUAAUUAGGAAAAAAUCAUUUGAUUUAUUUCAUCAAGCAGUUGGAAAAUCUCAAGAGUACAUUAACGAAAGACAACAAAAAUUAAUUAAGAUUUCAACCAGCAAAGCGGUGGAGGAUAUAUUGAGAGAGCCGGUGAAAGAGGUUCAAAUAAACUCCAAAAAAUCUAAAAUGAUUUACAAGAAUUCGUUAAGCUUCGAUGUUUCAAAUAGAAACAAGUCUCGCAAAGACAACGAAAGGACAAAUUUAGUUCCAAGUGAAGUCAAUUCAAAGAAACCUACGCCUUUGUCAUUAAAACACAGCACUGAAUAA